GCCCGCCCCCUUACCCGUCUUGCUUACAGGUAAAAAUGAAAAAAAACUAAAAUGAUUUGAAAAAAAAGAAGCUCUAAUUCCUUAACUCAUUCGUGACGACGCUGUGAAUGGAUCGUGAGUGUUCGAUAUUCUUCAGAAGUUGUUUUUUAGGUUCUACAUUAGUUGACGGAAGUCGUGUCCUUUGUCUGCCUUUUGCCACGGCCGCGCGCACACACGAACGCGCUCGUGUACAGCAACAACAACAAUUCAGAGAAUAUGGCACAUGCAGCCAGAGGCAAAGUCGCCAUGGAGGACUUUUUCAAAACGGUAGGGGAGCUGAGGAGCCUCAUACAAAAGAUGACCUGUCAAGUGGAUGAAGUAGACAAAAGACAAAGUGCCCUUCUUGCUUCCUCCAACCCAGACAAAAGAUGCAGAGAAGAGUUGGACUUGCUUAACAACAAGAUCAAAGCUGAUGCAAAUUUGUUCCGAGACAAGUUGAAGACAUUGCAGGAAAGUUUCUCGGCGGACUGCAGCAGCAAUGGCACCUCCGUAAUGCAACGCAUUCACAACAUUCAGCACGCACACCUGACUCGCUGCUUUGCCGAACUCAUGACAAACCACCACAACACUCAGGUGGCCUUCCGAGAGAAAUGCAAAGCCCAUAUUCAGAGACAGCUGCAGAUUGUGGACAAAGUGACCACGGAUGAGGAGUUGGAGGAGAUGCUGAACCGCCACAAUGUGACCGUCUUCAUAUCUGAUAUCGUCGACUCUGGCGCUUGUAUUUCUAGCAAGGCUCUGAGCGAGAUCAAGUCUCGUCACGAGGACAUUAUUCGGCUGGAGGCAAGCAUCAGAGAGCUGCAUGACAUCUUGGCCGACGCCGCCAUGCUUUUGGAGAGCCAGGGGGAGCUAGUGAACAGCAUAGAAAAGAACGUGGCCAGUGCAGCAAACUAUGUGGAAGAGUCGAUAGAUGAGACGCACAAAGCGGUGAUGUACAAGAAGAACCCUUACAAGAUCGUGUCUCUGCCCAGAUUCUUCAAGUCCUUCAGGAGGAAAACGGAACCAAAAACUGUCACAGGUCCAAAGCCGUCAGACCAAAACCACAAUGAGAGAAAUAAUCAUUGAACCUUGACUGCACCGGGACUCACACUGUCUUCAACACCAGACUGCUAAAUAAUAAUAGCAGUCAAAUUGAAAGACACCUGAAUCAAGAUAGUUAGUUCAAGUUUUUUUUGUUAUUUGUAAGAUAAAGCAAUCCUUUUACAUUUCAAACCAAGAGCCUGUCCACCGAGGUCAAAUUUUAGGGAGGAUUUGAAUUAACGUCGGUCGGAGAUGUGUAAACUGGAAAAAAAAAAAGAAAAAAACCCAACAAUGAUGUGCCGUCAUUGACUCCCCAGUAGGUGGCGUAAGAACACCAGCAGCACUCUGAAGCCUUUUUUUUGCAGUACGCUUAAGGUCACCAAAUAAAAUAAUAUAAUCA
Molecule: messenger RNA, 1456 nt
Organism: Syngnathus typhle (broad-nosed pipefish)
Lineage: Eukaryota; Metazoa; Chordata; Actinopteri; Syngnathiformes; Syngnathidae
Product: syntaxin-2-like
Exons: 9
Coding region: 256-1101 (281 amino acids)
Biological process (GO): intracellular protein transport; exocytosis; synaptic vesicle fusion to presynaptic active zone membrane
Cellular component (GO): plasma membrane; endomembrane system; SNARE complex
Molecular function (GO): SNARE binding; SNAP receptor activity
Source: RefSeq, a predicted model, not a curated record